This is a messenger RNA of Rotaria sordida, 951 nucleotides long. Lineage: Eukaryota; Metazoa; Rotifera; Eurotatoria; Philodinida; Philodinidae. The record is from the annotation of a GenBank genome assembly.
AUGAUCACUACGUUUGAAAAUCUUCCUAAUGAAGUAAUAACUAAUAUAAUCGAAUAUAUUUCAUCACCUAAUGAUAUCUAUCAUGCUUUUGCUGGACUUAAUCAACGAUUUGAUAUAGUUCUUGAAUUUGUUCGUUUGAGUAUUGAUAUUUUUCGAGAAAAUAAACAAAAUUUAAUGUUAGCUCAUUAUUUUUCAACGAAUUGUGAUCGUUUACGUCUAUAUAAUAUUUGUCCAUCGAUUAAACUAAUUCGAUUUUUACGAUUACGUUCAUUAACAAUGGUCGAACCGGCUGAAUCGCAAUCUAAUUCAAUUCAAUCAAGAUCAUUACCAAUGCUUGAAUAUCUUACUGGUCCUGCUACUAUGAUUAUCUUUGAUUGUUUAUUUGGUAACGAACACCAACGAUGGCAUUUUCUUCGUUCUUGUAAUUUUUUGUUUUCUCCCCUUCCUAAUUUAAAAACAACAUGGCAACCUAAUUAUAAUCUUUGCACAUUAUCUGGUAUCACAUGUUCACGAACGAUACUUAGUCAACUUCUAGUACUUGUUCCUUCUAUUAAAUAUUUACAUAUAGAUAUGCUUUCUGAUGAUCAUUCAAAUUGGAUUACACCAAUAAAUAUCAAAAAUCUUGUAUCAUUACGAAUUGGCUUUUCACGUUUAAUUUAUGAUGAUAUUUCUUAUUUAAUUGGUCCGAAAUUACAUCGUUUAUAUUUAGAUAUUUAUAAUAAAAGUAUUUCGAUUGAUUUUGCUAAUUUAGCUGCUUUUCUUAUAUCUAUACCACAAAAAUUAAAACAAUUCAAUUGUGAUUAUCCAGGAUCGAGUGUUAAUAUAAACGAAAUUAGAGUCAUUCAUCCACUUUUUAGAAAUAUGGAAGUGGUUCAUGGGUAUUCAAACAAUUUUAUCAAAUUAGUUUGUAAAAAUAUGGAACCAUCUGAAGACCUAAUGUGUCGAUUAUAA